GGAAUGCAUUUCAAAUCGAACCCCUCCCUUGAGCUGAUGUAGUGCCUCUUCAUCACGAUUUCAAUGGUAGAGUUGAGCACCUAGGGGCAAAAAGAGCUAUAUUUACCUCUAAAAGACCAAAAUAUAUCACUUUUGCAACUAGCUGUCAAAAUGAAGACAAUAAUUGAUGUAUUUCACUAUAACUAAGCCUAAAACAUCUGUAUUUUGAUGAAAAAAACAUUUUUCAUGAAAGCUAUUCUUUAAAAGGGGUUAGAUGUCCAAAACGCGUCGGCGUUAGGGUGGGACUCAUUGGGUUAAGCUGUAGAACUGAUUUCUGAAACGCAAACCUUAGUAAGUCCUUCAAAAGUGUGUGGGGGUUUUAACAUUAUUGUAGCAUAUACUCGUAAAUGAUGACAAGGUGGAGGAGGAUGAAAUGCUACAUAAAGAGUCUCCAAAGCUGUCCAGUCAGAAUGAGAAACUAAUGACUGAGACUAUUGUUUUGAUGUUGCACUUACUGCAUAUUAGCACAUUUUUGCAUUCUCACACUCUGGCUUCAAACCAGUGCACUGUAUUUCAGACGCUGAGGUAGUUCUGUGGUUUGGUCAGCAGUAUAUGUCAAUGGCACCUUGUUGAAUGCUGAGGAAUGUGCAGCUGUGCAGUGCAGCUAUGGUGUGGACUUCAAUUCAGCAUUUCUCCAGUGUCUCUUUAAGCCCUCAGGGCACCAGGACUGUGUGAAAAUCUAUGCAGGACCAACCAUGACCUUGUUAACAUAAAUGUAUCAAACAUCGCAAAAUAAAAACAGUUAUGAUGGAUAAUAAUGGAAGACUUACUACCCUUGCAUAGGUCAAAUGAUUGACGUUGAAUAUGGGCUUGCUUGCGCAGCUACUUGAAAGGAACACUUGAUCAAAUGUGGUCUAUAAAGGCCUAUUACCCAACAUACUUUCUAUUCAAGGCAUAAUGACAAAGUUUAACAUUCAUUCAUUAACUAUUUUAUAUUCACUUGACAAAGUCUUGGAAUGUGCUUGAUAGGCCUAUGCCAUCACUAUCACAUCCUGAUCCUACUGCUGCAAGGUUAUACCACCACAUAGUGACUGACACCUGGCUGACACAGUUGGUUGGGCUUGGGCAUUACUGUAUUAUGGAAAAUCUUUGCUUAGUGACCAAUUGUGCAGUGUUACAACUCCUUUCUGCCAUUGACGUGGUAAGUAUUAGCCUACAUGUGGUGAGCACUGUCGGGAAUUGAUGUGAAACGUUGCCAUUUUCUCUCAUGCCUUAAGCUUGUAGCUCCCUGCGGUGUCCCCGUGGAGGAAACAAUUAUCAGGAACUUACAACAACAACAAAAAAUCAACAAUGUAGGCCUAAGUCACAUUUGGAGUUGCUGGAAACGUAGAAAAAAAUCCUGUAGGUACUGGGGAAAUAUAGGCCUAUAGGCUGAAGUCUCCCACCUGUGUGUCCUUCAUGAGAAGGAGGAGGCACAUGGGAGUGUGUGAGAGAGUCAAAAAAUGAUCGACAGCUAGAUCAUUUUACGGGUUCAAAGUGAAAUUCUCUUUUGUCCGUUGCUCUUGGCCAAUUCCUCAGAGAUGGGUCAUCACAGUGGGUUGGGGCUGACUCAAUCGGCACUUGAGUUAUAAAACACCAGAACACACGGAAGAAAACCAGUAGAGUAAAGUUUUGGUAGAGUAACGGAUAACAGUGAAGGACAAAUAAUUUUUUCUCCCUAAAGAUGUUUGAUAAAUAGAUAUUUUUCAAAGUAUUUAAGACAAGAGCAUCCUGCAAAGUCUGUUACGAACCUCAUAUUUGCUUGGCUUUCCUAACAUUUACAGCUGUUUUUCCUGUGUAGAACUUUGGCGAAAUGGGUGACCUUCAGCAGAUGGCAGUGCUCAUGGCUAUCGUGCAGUGCGUAAUGACAGGAGUGAUGGACAGGAGGAUGGAGGUCCCUGAAGCAACGGCGUACCUGAUGAAGUAUGGCUAUCUGCACACUUCACUGGAUCCUCAGAACCAGGGCUUCCAGAGAGAAGCUGUAAUUGAGGCACUCAGGGUAUUCCAGAGGGUGACAGACCUGCCUGUCACUGGAGUGAUUGACAAGGCCACCCUAGAGAUGAUGAGACAGUCUCGCUGUGGCAUAGAGGACCCCUUCAAUCAGAAAACCCUCAAGUACAGAGUGCUGGGUUACUGGCGCAAGAGAAGCCUGACCUGGUGCAUCUACAACUACACUCCAGACAUGCCGAAGAGUGAGACAAAGAGGGCCAUCCGCUCUGCAUUUAAGUAUUGGAGCGAUGUGGCUUCCCUGAGCUUCCGAGAGGUUGAGUAUGGACGAGCUGACAUCAGGAUCUCAUUCCACGCGAAAGAUGCCACUUGUGCCGUGCCUUUUGACGGGAGGGGUCACGUGCUGGCCCAUGCUGAACACCCACAGUCAGGGAUUGUUCAUUUUGACGAGGAUGAGUUUUGGACCGAGGGCAUGUUCUACGGCACUAACCUGCAUAUCAUCGCUGCCCAUGAGAUAGGCCACACCCUGGGCUUAGGCCACACCCUGGGCUUAGGCCACACCCUGGGCUUAGGCCCCUCGCAAUACAGAAGUGCUCUGAUGGCCCCUCUUUACACUGGUUACCGUAGCAACUUCCAUCUGCAUCCCGAUGACAUAAAAGGCAUCCAAGCUAUGUAUGGUAAACAUGGUACAAGUGUUCCAGUUGAGCCCACAGUGACACUCCCCACAGACAGCCUCCCUGAUGCUGAGUUGUAG
Molecule: messenger RNA, 2719 nt
Organism: Salvelinus sp. IW2-2015
Lineage: Eukaryota; Metazoa; Chordata; Actinopteri; Salmoniformes; Salmonidae
Source: RefSeq, a predicted model, not a curated record